This is a messenger RNA of Caenorhabditis bovis, 1167 nucleotides long. The record is from the annotation of a GenBank genome assembly. Lineage: Eukaryota; Metazoa; Nematoda; Chromadorea; Rhabditida; Rhabditidae.
AUGCUCUUUUCACGUAAAAAAGUAACGGCGUCUAUUGAGGGCACACAAGGGAAAUACGUGAAGCGUGAGAGCCCGCCAUCAGUUCCAUCAUUAUCAGCGACGUCAGUUGGGAGGACUCGACGGAGCCCGAUGAGCGCUUCAAGUUUGUUAUUAGAUAAUCAGGAUGAAUCUCAAGAAAUAGCUGAGGACGCGACGGCGGCCGAGCCGAGCGGCUCACAAAAUGACAUCGAUGAAAUUGAAGAUGAAGAAUACGAUAUAUAUAAAUCAAUUGACGCGAUUUUCGAGAACAAGGAAAAAGAUUUCGUAUGCCUGCCUUCACGGUCAACUGUAAGUGAGAAUGACGUCUAUAGCGAAUCAAACGAGGAGCCGUCGACAUCGUUCGGAAUGCGAAACAAUAACGUUUUAUCAUCGAGAAGCUUCAAUAGAGGUGCUUUACGAUAUGUGCCGAGGAAAUCAUUAACAACUUCGCAUUCCAUUGGAAAUGUGGAACAAGGCCUAAAAGACCUCAGUAUACGAGACGACGAUAUGACCGCAGGACAUCAGCCGAGAUUUCAAUCUCUUCAAACACUUCCUAGUGAACAGAUCAUGACAAUUCAACAAUAUCGAACAUCAUGUGGCGAUCUUGGAGCGACACCGGAUUUGCCGCUUCCAGAAAAUUGGGCAAUCGAGUAUACGAGUGAAAACCAGAUGUAUUACGUCGAUCACGCGAAUAGGAGAACACAUUGGGUCCAUCCAUUAGUCAAUGAGAGUUUAAAGCCGGGCUGGAAGAAAUGCUUCAAUCCGCAGAAAGGCGUAUUUUAUUACAACGAGAGCCUGCAGAAAACGCAAUUUGAGCAUCCCGGAAUAUCAAAUCCAAUUUUUCGGACAGAAUCAGUGAAUGUGGCGAAUCGAUCAACAAUGGACUUGAACGCAAACCUUCAUAUUAUUGAAGAGAAGGAACUUCCUCCAUGGCUUCUUAUGUACGCCCAAUCGGAUUCUUCAUUGGAUCAUCUUUUAGAGUGGGAAUUAUUCGAUCUCAAACAGCUGAAAGAAUAUGAGCACAUAAUGCUUAAACUAUAUAAACAGGAAGUCAUCGAUAUUGUCCGAAAAUAUGAGAAGCGAAGGAACGUUCUGAACCGUGAAAUCCACAGACGCGAUAUUUCACGUCCUCCACCGCCCAGAAAUUAG